AUGCUCUUCUCCCAGUUCCACGAACGUCUUGAACACAACCUAGCGAAGCACAACCUCAGCGUCAAGAGCCUCCUCGACAUGUACGACUUCCCAAACCUUCCCAGGUCAAUCCAACUCAAUGUCAUGAACAGAUUCCACGACUCGCUGGAGCCGCAAUGCCGCCGCAGAUCCAGCUGCGGGGUGAGGAUGCUAGAAGAGUCCCUGGAACAACAGGUUUCGCCCUCGUUGUUUCUCUGGAGAGCCUCUGUGUUUGUUGCCACUCGGGCCGAGGCUGCCGCUAAAAUUCGAGUGGAAAAGCAAGGGACUCAAGCGGCUGAGGACGCAAUCUCCAAGGUGAAGCAGGUGGCAGAGUUUCAGAAGAAAGUGGCAAUUACCAGAGCUCUGGGACGAGCGAAGCGCGAGGCUGCCGCUGAGCGUGCCCAAGCGGUACUGCUAGUCAAACAGCAGGCUGUGCGAAGCACUUUCGCGGCUGUCCUUAAAGCUGUGGCCUCCGGACGGGAGAGGCUCACCCAGGCCAUCGAGGCAGAGCGGCAGCAGCACCGAUUAGCCCUCGAGAAAGCAAUGGGUUCGGCUGCAGCGGAGAAAGCCCUUGCGCUUGGGAAGGCUGUCGACGCCGCACGAGCCUGUAUCGUGUGCUACGAGGACCAGGCGUCACAAAUGCCGUACACUUGCCAGCACGCGAUGUUUUGCAAUGGAUGCGCAGUACGCAUCGUACAUGCUAAGAACGGGUGUCCAAUCUGCCACAGAAGGAGUGUCCGUCCUAAGAAGAAGUGGCGCGUGUUCCUCCCGUAA
This is a messenger RNA of Cutaneotrichosporon cavernicola, 792 nucleotides long. RefSeq lists its product as uncharacterized. Gene Ontology annotation, molecular function: ubiquitin-protein transferase activity. Lineage: Eukaryota; Fungi; Basidiomycota; Tremellomycetes; Trichosporonales; Trichosporonaceae. The coding region runs from base 1 to 792 and encodes 263 amino acids. The transcript has 3 exons. Gene Ontology annotation, biological process: protein autoubiquitination. The record is from RefSeq and is a predicted model, not a curated record.